AUUAGAUCCAACCAAGAGAGGCUUCCACGCUUGCUAUUACCACAAGGCACAGACAAAUGGCUCUCAAUUUGAAAGAAGAGAUUCCUUCAUAAUUCGUUCUUUUCUACUACCUUGAAAUGUUUAUGAUAGGCAUUAAUUAAUUAAUAAGAAAGAAUUUCUGGGAAGGGAUCACAAUCACAUUGAUGGUAAAGUCUUUGGUGAAUGAGUCUACCUUUCUGCUAUGCUGCUAGUGAUUCAAGUCUACACUUCAUUUGAUUUUGCCACCUAACCUUCCUUUGUAUUAUAGAUAGAUUAACUAUCACAAACUAAACUACACACACAAGAUCCGGGGUUUGAUCAACCAUCAUGUCUGACGAAGUCAACAGCGUUUUCAAGAAAUAUCUCAACCAGCUUCAGCUUCAUCCUCUCAGAACCAAGGCGAUUACUGCGGCAUUUUUGGCUGGUUUUAGUGAUGCAGUGGCACAGAAGUUAUCUGGGGCCAAGAAACUUCAGUUGAGAAGGGUACUUCUUUUCAUGCUCUAUGGUUUCGCCUACUCUGGGCCCUUUGGACAUUUUCUCCACAAAUUGAUGGAUAAAAUAUUUAAGGGGGAGAAAGGCAAUGACACUGUUGCUAAGAAGGUGAUCCUUGAACAGAUAACCAGUUCCCCAUGGAACAACUUUUUGUUCAUGAUGUACUAUGGCUUGGUUAUAGAAGGAAGACCUUGGAGUACAGUCAUAAACAAAGUUAAAAAGGAUUACCCUUCUGUUCAGUUGACUGCAUGGAAGUUUUGGCCUAUAGUUGGUUGGGUGAAUUACCAGUAUAUGCCUCUGCAGCUCCGUGUUGUAUUUCACAGCUCUGUUGCUGCUUGCUGGGCAAUCUUUCUGAAUCUGAAAGCAAGGUCUGUUGCAAUUAAGGCUGCCUAGGACAUCACAAAUUUCAUACUUUUGGGUAAUUUUCUGUUUCCUUCCUAUGUAAAUUGGGAUGGAAAAAAAAUCUGCCAUAUUUGUUAAUAGUGGAGCAUUCAUCAUAGUUUGUUUGGCAUAUUAGACUAUUACAUUGGUUGUUAUGACUUGUUUGGACUUGCACUUGCCAAUAUUGAUAAAUUAGAUGUUUGUUUCCUGCUGACUAA
This is a messenger RNA of Glycine soja, 1109 nucleotides long. RefSeq names its product peroxisomal membrane protein PMP22-like. Gene Ontology annotation, cellular component: cytoplasm; membrane. The coding region runs from base 346 to 903 and encodes 185 amino acids. The record is from RefSeq and is a predicted model, not a curated record. The transcript is spliced from 8 exons. NCBI's taxonomy places the organism in Eukaryota, Viridiplantae, Streptophyta, Magnoliopsida, Fabales, Fabaceae.